This is a messenger RNA of Iphiclides podalirius (scarce swallowtail), 405 nucleotides long. The record is from the annotation of a GenBank genome assembly. NCBI's taxonomy places the organism in Eukaryota, Metazoa, Arthropoda, Insecta, Lepidoptera, Papilionidae.
AUGGCAUCUUUGUGGCUAACUGUCGCUUUAAUGGCGAUUAUCGGCGUAAAUGCUGAUCCAGAACCAAGUAAUAAUAAUAAUAAUCCAUUUCAAGGGUUUCCUUUUCCACAGUUUCCCCAGCUUUCUUUCCCAACCAUUCAAUUACCAAAUUUCCCUAACUUCCCGCAAUUCCAUCCUGUAUUUCCGACGAUCCCUCCUAUAAAAAUUCCAAGUGCAGAUGAUAUUAUCAAUAGAAAAGUGAACCCCAACGAGGUGUACAACGGGAUUGUCGUGCAAUCGUCCUCAGGCUUUGUCAGAGAUAAAGAUGGGAAUUUGAAAAAAUCCGGAGGUACCACUGUGGUAACAAACAACAAUGGUGAAGUCGAAAAGUUUACAGUUGGUAAAGCGCCGCCAGUGGAUAACAUG